CAAGUGCUGGGAUUAAAGGCGUAUGACACCACCGCCCAGCAUCUGAUACCAUCUUUGCUGUCCUCCUUCCAGAACCCCAAGACAGCUGGGCUUCGACCAAUGGAAAAAAAGGACAUUCCAGUAGUGCACCAGCUGCUCACCAGGUACUUGAAGCAGUUCCACCUCACACCAGUCAUGAGCCAGGAGGAGGUAGAGCAUUGGUUCUAUCCCCAGGAGAACAUCAUUGACACUUUUGUGGUUGAGAAUGCAAAUGGGGAGGUGACUGAUUUCCUGAGCUUUUAUACGCUGCCAUCCACCAUCAUGAACCAUCCAACCCACAAGAGUCUAAAAGCUGCUUACUCCUUCUACAACGUCCACACCCAGACCCCUCUUCUAGACCUGAUGAGCGACGCCCUUGUUCUAGCCAAAAUGGUGAGCAGUAGACCAGAUGGUCUUGGGAGACUCAAAGGGAGGGCUUUUGGUGGUAGUGAGCACAGCUCAAGAGUUUGCUGCUGCUGGGCUGGUGGUGGCGGUGGCGGCAGCGGCGGCAGCGGUGCACGCCUUUAAU
This is a messenger RNA of Onychomys torridus (southern grasshopper mouse), 547 nucleotides long. Its product is annotated as glycylpeptide N-tetradecanoyltransferase 1-like. The annotation marks the transcript as partial. Gene Ontology annotation, biological process: N-terminal peptidyl-glycine N-myristoylation. Gene Ontology annotation, molecular function: glycylpeptide N-tetradecanoyltransferase activity. Lineage: Eukaryota; Metazoa; Chordata; Mammalia; Rodentia; Cricetidae. The record is from RefSeq and is a predicted model, not a curated record. Gene Ontology annotation, cellular component: cytoplasm. The transcript has 2 exons.